UCUCUUCCCACCUGCACCAUGGCCAGUGUGGAGGCUGGGGCUGCACCAGCCCUUACUGGGAGCGCUGGGUCAGGCUGGGAUUGCUGGGAGCAGGCAGAGGGGCAGAGCUGGGGGUUAUGACCCCAAUGGAGCAGCCCUUGGAGCUGUCUUGGUCCCGUUUCCCAGCUGGGUAAACUGAGGCACGGGGAUGGCCGGGUGUGGGGCCGGGCUGACUGCCCGUUGUGGGGAGCUCAUGGGGCAGGAAGCCGGAGCUCAGCCAUGAGGAAGAAACAGCAGCACCCAAAGCACACGUCACACGGCAUGACAGGGCAUGACGGGUGCGUGACCUCCGCCGGCGGCGGGACAGAGGCGGAGGAUGCUGGUGGAUGGGUGAUGGAGGAGGCGGUGGUGAAGCAGGGGGUGCUCCACCUGCAGCUGCAGCAGACCUUUGGCAAGAAAUGGAGGAAGUUCUGGGGUGUCUUGUACCGGGAGAGCUCCUGCUCCAUGGCCCGCCUGGAGCUCCUGGAGGGCUCCGCACCGGAGAGGCUGCGCAAGGGCGACAGCAGCAAGAGGCUGGUCAAGCUGAGCGACUGCGUGUACGUGGCGGAGGCAAGCGGUGAUGCCGCCUGCCCCAAGGACACCGUCCCCUUCCUGCUGGAGACCACGGACAGGAGGUACCUCCUGGCCACCGACAGCACCGAGGCAGCCGACUGGAUCCAGAAGCUGUGCGCGCUGGCAUUCCCGAGGAGCAGGGAGGAGCAGGCAGUAAGCAAGGAGGCUCAGCAGAGUGCACUGGGCACCGAUGGGGAGUUCUCCAUGGAGGAAAACUGCCUGUACAGCUCCCGGAGCAAAGCUGCCUCAGAGCAGGCUUUCAAGGUGACGGUGAGGGCCACCGAGUCCUCUGAGCGCUGCCGGCUCCAGGGCCGGUGCAUCCUUCAGGCUGGCAAAGAGGCACUGGAGCUGCAGGAUCCCCAGACCUUGGAGACCCUCUACAGCUGGCCCUACCGCUUCCUGCGGCGCUUCGGGAGGGAUAAGGUCACCUUCUCCUUCGAGGCCGGGCGGCGCUGCGCAUCCGGGGAAGGUAACUUUGAGUUUGAGACCAGGCAAGGCAAUGAGAUCUUCCAGGCCAUUGAACUGGCCAUCAACGAGCACCGGAGCCGGGGGGCCGAGGAGCCAUGGCGGGAGGAUGAUGCUCCCCUGUCCCAUGGCCAUGCCAGGAUGCCCAGCUGGGCACAGGGGCAUGAGGAGCCUGGCGGUGGCACCAAGUGCCCCUCAUUGGAGCCAGCCUGGGAGAAGGUGGGGAAAGCCAAGCCGGGGAUGCCCCCCAGCAGCUCCUCUGGGGCUGGGGAACCCUCCCAUGGUGCCGACUGCCCCUACUCUGAGCCCUGCAAUCCCCUCCGGAGGGGAAACCCUCCGGUGCUGGAGAAGGGCUGGAGACAGGAUGCCCCCUCCAAGGCGAGCACCGAGGCUGAGUACGCCGUCCCCUUUGAUGCCAUCGCCAAGGCCUUUGGAGCUUGCAAGUUCAGCAGCGUGGCCCAUCACCCUGAGGAUGCCCCCGACCCCCUCUACGACAGCAUCAGCAUGGCCGGGGGUCAAGCAGGCAAAGAGCCCCCUCCAUGCACCAGUGCCCCCAAGCCUGAGCACAUCUACAAUGAGCCCGAGGGCCUGUCCUCUCACAUCGUCUACCAUGAGCUGGAGGAGGUGAAGGGGGAGGCAUGGAGGCUGCAGGCGGCCCCGGAGGAGCCCACGGGGCACGAGUACCCCUACAGCGCACAACGGGAUGACUACGCCGUGCCCAAGAGAGCGGUCCCCCUGCGGCAGCCCUUCCUGCUGCAGGGCAAAGAGCGGCUGGGGAGCGCCGACUACGACAACGUGGCCCUCAAGUUUGCCAAGAAGAACCUGCAGUGAGCGGGAGGAGGAUGGAGAGAGGAGAGGAACCCCCGGUCCGGCGCUGGUAACGCCCCACAGCCGGCACCCCCAUCCCCGG
Messenger RNA from Neopsephotus bourkii (Bourke's parrot), 1966 nucleotides. RefSeq names its product docking protein 2 (gene DOK2). Gene Ontology annotation, biological process: cell surface receptor protein tyrosine kinase signaling pathway; positive regulation of MAPK cascade. Lineage: Eukaryota; Metazoa; Chordata; Aves; Psittaciformes; Psittacidae. Gene Ontology annotation, cellular component: cytoplasm. The transcript has 5 exons. Bases 259 to 1887 code for a protein of 542 amino acids. The record is from RefSeq and is a predicted model, not a curated record.